Messenger RNA from Humulus lupulus (European hop), 1902 nucleotides. RefSeq names its product pentatricopeptide repeat-containing protein At1g01970. The record is from RefSeq and is a predicted model, not a curated record. NCBI's taxonomy places the organism in Eukaryota, Viridiplantae, Streptophyta, Magnoliopsida, Rosales, Cannabaceae. Gene Ontology annotation, molecular function: protein binding. The coding region runs from base 105 to 1340 and encodes 411 amino acids. The transcript is spliced from 2 exons.
UCCCGCCGUUGGAUUCCGCUUGGCCUGCAACCUCAGUAGCUCACCUCAACAUAACCAAUUUGCUCUCGAGCACAAUUCUCUCAAAUUUUGAUCCACUAUCCGCCAUGGACACCGUCAGUGCUACCAUGCUAUACAAUAUCAGACCAGUAAAGACACCAACCAACGAAAUUGGAAGAACCCAGUUUCCCCAAUCAUUGUGCAAAUCUUUUUUGGCCAUACCCAGUAAUUUUUGUUCUCGGAAAUUCCAUUUUCGACGGGCAUUAAUCACUUCGAGUAUGGAAGAAACAGAAAUGGCGGAUAGUAAAGAUGGGUUAUCAAGAUUUAAAUGGAUCGAGGUUGGUCCCCAUUUUACAGAUGCCCAGAAGGAAGCUGUCUCUCAACUCUCACCAAAGAUGACAAAACGUUGCAAGGCUCUAAUGAAGCAGCUCAUUUGCUUUUCUCCUCUCCAAGAUAGUCUGUCUGACUUACUAGCUGCUUGGGUAAAGAUUAUGAAGCCUCGCCGAGCUGAUUGGCUUGUUGUUCUUAAACAAUUGAAACUCAUGGACCAUCCACUUUAUCUUGAGGUGGCCAGUCUCGCGCUUGUAGAAGAAUCUUUUGAAGCUAAUAUUCGUGAUUAUACAAAGAUAAUCCAUGGCUAUGGAAGGCGAAAUCAACUUAAAGAUGCUGAAAAGACCCUCGUAACGAUGAAAAGCAGAGGCUUUAUCUGUGAUCAGGUAAUUUUAACCACAUUUAUUCACAUGUACAGCAAGGCCGGUAAUCUUGAGCUAGCUGAAGAAACUUUUGAAGAACUUAAGCUGCUCGGAAAACCAUUGGACAAGAGAUCAUAUGGCUCAAUGAUCAUGGCCUACAUCAGAGCUGGAAUGCCGGACCAAGGAGAGGUCAUACUAAGAGAAAUGGAUGCCCAAGAAAUUUAUGCUGGAAGUGAAGUUUACAAAGCAUUAUUAAGAGCAUAUUCAUUGGCUGGUGAUGCAGAAGGAGCUCAAAGAGUGUUUGAUGCGAUUCAGCUUGCUGCUAUAACUCCUGACCAUAAGUUUUGUGGACUCCUUAUAAAUGCAUAUGGAGUAUCAGGUCAAAGUCAAAAGGCACGUGUUGCUUUCGAAAACAUGAGGAGGGCAGGUGUCAAACCUAGUGAUAAAUGCAUAGCUCUGGUGAUAUCUGCUUAUGAAAGGGAGAAUAAGCUUCAAAUGGCAUUGGAGUUUUUGAUAAAGUUGGAGAGAGAUGGAAUAAUUAUUGGGAAAGAAACUUCAGAAACACUGGUGGGAUGGUUUAAAAAGCUUGGAGUAGUGAAAGAGGUUGAUACUGUAUUAAGAGAAUUUUCUGUAAAAGAAGCCAAUUCCUAAUUUCAUGCUACCUAAUUUCAAUCUACAAUCUCAAUGGGGACAUAGAAUAUCUGUUUCCAUUUAUCCGCGGUUCUUUUGAUUGCCGGGAACAUUAAAAAUUGUAAGUGUAGCUCUGAAAGAAACGUAUUGUUCUCAUAGUUUCCUGCUUCAUAUACUAAAAUUUAGCAUUCUAUAGCACCAAUUCACUAAAACAGGUUCACAUACUCGGCGCGGGCGCAUAUAGUUGUUCUAAUUAUUCUGGUCACUUUCUCCAACUGUGGCCAGGUAAAAUUUAUAUUAUGUACAAUGAUAUGAGUUGAGUUUAUAGGCUGGGAACGCUAUAGUAUGUUUCUAAUAUGUUGACUUAAUUGUACAAAAUGCUUAUUUUUCCGAGUUUUUUUCUCUUUAUUUUUCUUGAGGUCAGAGUAGCCAAGCAGUGACUCCGACUUACUUAGCACUGGAAUGUGUUAAAGAACUGAAUAGUAGCUUGUUCCUUGAUCAAAUAAUUCUUGUACCCCCACUUUUGUACAUUCAAUUAUACUCAUCCUCUUAUUGUUUCGAAGGAACCAACUGUAAUCAAUUU